AGGUGGUCCGCCGCCGCCCCGGCAAAAGCUUCCAAGCCGAAGAAGAAGUCAGGCAAGUCCGCCAGUUCUGGACCGAGUGUUCGCGAGCGCAUUGUCAAGAUCGUGUCCGCCUCCAACGAGCGUGGAGGUGUGUCACUGGCCGCCAUCAAGAAAGCUCUGGCCGCCGGUGAAUACGAUGUGGAGAAGAACAAUGCUCGCGUCAAGCUCGCCAUCAAGAAACUGGUGGCUAAUGGUGUCGUGAGCCAGACCAAGGGCACCGGAGCAUUCGGCUCUUUCAAGAUGAACAAGAAAGAAGCGCCCAAGACUAAAAAAGCCGCUCCUAAAACCAAGGAGGACGCUGAGCAGGCUUCUGGGUCGGUGCACUGCUUCAGCAAAGACGACGGGGCUCUGUUUGUGGAGGCUGUUCCCCAGACCGACAUCAGCCGGAGGAUCACUGCUUUCCAGUAUGAGCUGGUCCCCAGUCAGGGUCCUGGCGUGCACAUGUACACACGCCUGCACUCAGGUCCAGAUAUGAAGACCAAGCUACAAAUGUUCCUGUCCUCCUGGAUACACUGGUCCUCGCUGCCUUAA
Synchiropus splendidus (mandarinfish) is the source of this 570-nucleotide messenger RNA. Its product is annotated as histone H1-like. The transcript is spliced from 3 exons. The annotation marks the transcript as partial. The record is from RefSeq and is a predicted model, not a curated record. Gene Ontology annotation, biological process: nucleosome assembly; negative regulation of DNA recombination; chromosome condensation. Gene Ontology annotation, molecular function: double-stranded DNA binding; structural constituent of chromatin; nucleosomal DNA binding. Gene Ontology annotation, cellular component: nucleosome; nucleus. NCBI's taxonomy places the organism in Eukaryota, Metazoa, Chordata, Actinopteri, Syngnathiformes, Callionymidae.